This is a messenger RNA of Propithecus coquereli (Coquerel's sifaka), 1989 nucleotides long. RefSeq names its product protocadherin alpha 12 (gene PCDHA12). Gene Ontology annotation, biological process: homophilic cell-cell adhesion. The transcript has a single exon. Gene Ontology annotation, cellular component: plasma membrane. The record is from RefSeq and is a predicted model, not a curated record. Gene Ontology annotation, molecular function: calcium ion binding. The annotation marks the transcript as partial. NCBI's taxonomy places the organism in Eukaryota, Metazoa, Chordata, Mammalia, Primates, Indriidae.
CCGGUGUUCAGAGAAAGAGAACAAAAGGUACUUAUUUCUGAAUCUGCGCCUUUGGACUCUCAUUUUCCUCUAGAGGGCGCUUCUGAUGCGGAUAUCGGCGUAAACUCUCUUCUCACCUAUGUGUUAAGUCUAAACGAGCAUUUUGUGCUUAAAAUAAUAAAGAAAAAAGAUAAAAGUAUAUUGCCCGAAUUAGUUCUUCGGAAGUUAUUGGAUAGAGAGGAAACUCCAGAAGUUAAUUUAUUGCUGAUGGUCAUCGAUGGCGGUAAACCAGAGCUAACAGGGUCUGUUCAGAUUCAAAUAAUCAUUCUGGAUGUGAAUGACAACGCUCCGGAGUUUGAUAAGCCUGGCUAUAAAGCAGCGUUGUUUGAAAAUGUCCAAAACGACACGAGAGUGAUUCAACUAAACGCUUCCGAUCUAGACGAAGGACUGAAUAGAGAAAUUUCCUAUGGAAUCAGGAUGAUUUCACCAGUGAGUGAGAAAUGUAUGUUUUCGAUAAAUGCAGACACAGGUGAAAUUAGAAUUUAUGGGAAACUGGAUUUUGAAGAGAAUAAUGCCUAUGAAAUUCAGGUUAUCGCCAUUGAUAAGGGAAUUCCUUCCAUGGCAGGUCACAGCAUGGUGCUGGUGGAAGUUCUGGACCUGAAUGACAAUGUCCCUGAGGUAGUGAUUACUUCGCUGUCCCUACCAGUGCAAGAGGAUGCUCAGGUGGGAACCGUCAUCGCCCUGAUCAGCGUGUCUGACCGUGACUCUGGAGCCAACGGACAGGUCACCUGCUCACUAACACCCCACGUUCCCUUCAAGCUGGUGUCCACCUUCAAGAAUUACUAUUCACUGGUGCUGGACAGCGCCCUGGACCGCGAGAGCAAAUCUGACUACCAGCUGGUGGUGACUGCCUGUGACAGAGGCUCGCCUUCUUUAUCCACCACUGCUGGCGUGUCCGUGGAGGUGGCCGACGUGAACGACAACGCGCCGGCCUUCGCGCAGCCCGAGUACACGGUGUUCGUGAAGGAGAACAACCCGCCAGGCUGCCACAUCUUCACGGUGUCGGCGCGGGACGCGGACGCGCGGGAGAACGCGCGGGUGUCCUACUCGCUGGUGGAGCGGCGGGUGGGCGAGCGCGCGCUGUCGAGCUACGUGUCGGUGCACGCGGAGAGCGGCAAGGUGUACGCGCUGCAGCCGCUGGACCACGAGGAGCUGGAGCUGCUGCAGUUCCAGGUGAGCGCGCGCGACGCGGGCGUGCCGCCUCUGGGCAGCAACGUGACGCUGCAGGUGUUCGUGCUGGAUGAGAACGACAACGCGCCAGCGCUGCUGGCACCUCGGGCUGGGAGCACCGGCGGUGCGGUGACUGAGCUGGUGUGGCGGUCUGUGGGGGCGGGCCACGUGGUGGCGAAGGUGCGCGCGGUGGACGCGGACUCUGGCUACAACGCGUGGCUGUCGUAUGAGCUGCAGCCAGCAGCGGGAAGCGCGCGCAGCCUGUUCCGCGUGGGUCUGUACAACGGCGAGAUCAGCACGACGCGCGCCUUGGACGAGACGGACUUGCCGCGCCAGCGCCUGCUGGUGCUGGUGAAGGACCACGGUGAGCCCGCGCUGACCGCCACGGCCACCGUGCUGGUGUCGCUAGUGGAGAGCAAUCAGUCUCCGAAAGCCUCUUCGCGGGCGUUGGCGAGCGCUGUGGGCCCUGAGGCGGCGCUGGUGGAUGUCAACGUGUAUCUCAUCAUCGCCAUCUGCGCGGUGUCCAGCCUGUUGGUGCUCACGCUGCUGCUGUACACGGCGCUGCGGUGCUCUGUGUCGCCCACCGAGGGCGCGUGCGAGCCGGGCAAGCCCAGGCUGGUGUGCUCCAGCGCGGUGGGGAGCUGGUUAUACUCGCAACAGAGGAGGCAGAGGGUGUGCUCUGGAGAGGGUGCGCCCAAGACCGACCUCAUGGCCUUCAGCCCCAGCCUUCCGCCCUCUAGAGAAGAUUGUUUAAAUCCUUCUAGUGAAGUAAGUCAUUGA